This is a messenger RNA of Carassius auratus (goldfish), 646 nucleotides long. RefSeq names its product vasotocin-neurophysin VT 1-like. The coding region runs from base 107 to 574 and encodes 155 amino acids. Gene Ontology annotation, molecular function: neurohypophyseal hormone activity. Gene Ontology annotation, cellular component: extracellular region; secretory granule. The transcript has 3 exons. NCBI's taxonomy places the organism in Eukaryota, Metazoa, Chordata, Actinopteri, Cypriniformes, Cyprinidae. The record is from RefSeq and is a predicted model, not a curated record.
AAAAUGAUGGUGUGAUGCCGUGGAGGAUGAGGAGGAGCUCCUCUGGUGCUGAUGCUGCAGCUCUAUAUAAGCGUCCGAGAGCAUCAGAGCAUCAGUGUGUGUCGAGAUGUCCGACUCUCUGCUGCCCGCCUGUGUCCUCUGUCUGCUGGCGCUCUCAGCGCUCUCCUCCGCCUGCUACAUCCAGAACUGCCCUCGAGGAGGCAAGAGAUCCCCGCCAGAGCCCGUCAGACAGUGUCCGGCGUGUGGUCCGGGGAGUCAGGGCCGUUGUUUCGGCCCCAGGAUCUGCUGCGGGGCCGCUCUGGGUUGUCUGCUUGGAUCUCCAGAGACUCUGAGCUGUGUGGAGGAGAAUCUGCAGCCGGGUCCCUGUGACACAUUCGGGGCGUCCUGCGGGGCCCGGGGCCGAUGCGCCGCUCCUGGAGUCUGCUGCGACUCGGAGAGCUGUGUUCUGGAUCCAGACUGUCCUGAAGACCUGGGAUCUCUUCAGACGGAGGACGGCGAGGCUCUGAAGGGCUUUUCUGGAGAAAUGCUCCUGCGUUUGCUCAAUCUGGCGUCUCGGAGACAAAGACCCUUCUGAUCCGGUCUUUCAUUCACACACACAUGUUGCUCAGCGCUGUGUAAAUAUGUAGUAAACGGAUGUGAAAGUGAU